CGCAUACACCGACACCCUCAACCUGAGUUCAGUGGAAGAUGCCAUGCUGACAGCAUACGCUGCCAAAAAGUACCUCCUCCCCCACCUCCUCAGAGAGUGCUUCGUCUUCAUCGAAGCUCACGUCUCCCCCAAAAACGUCUGCCAAGUCUACGAAUUCGCCGUCGUCCUCGAAGCCCACCACCUCAUCUACGAAUGCCUCAACAUCAUCGACAGGCAGACACACCACGUCCUCACCUGCACCACAUUCCCCUCCGUCUCUGUCUCCACCCUCGAAACCAUAGUGGGACGACCCUAUCUCAACAUCUACUCAGAGUUCUCACUCUAUUCCGCAGUCCAUCUGUGGGCCGAAGAAGAGUGCAAAAGACGGAGUGUAGAAAUCGAAAUGGACAACCUUCGCAUCGUCUUGGACAGCGUCCUGCCGCACGUCCGGUUUCUGGCCAUGUCCGCCGAGGAGUUCUGUAAAGGUCCAGCAAAGAACGGACUCCUCUCCAAAGACGAGUGCUACGCCAUUUUCAUGAAUCUGGCCAUACCGGGAAUAGUGCCGAUGCCCAAAGGCAUCUCAUCGGACAUGACCAAGAGGACGGUCCCACCCGAUUUCUUCAUCGCCAGUCGGUUCAAACCGACCGGAUUCCACUCGCCGGUCAGACCGGUGCGUGUCUGCGGCAUCCGAUUCACAGUCACCAACCACGACAUAUUCCUGGUGGGGGUGGGGUUUCCGGUCAGACUGGACACGAAUUACUUCUCGGUGAGGCAGCCGAAGUUCGAAGGUUCCCUCCGAUUCUUGUACAAGAUACAAGAAGAUAAAAUCGAGAGGGAGGACAUGUCGGUGAGUUUCAGCCUGGCCAGAGACAAAGACGUCAGGCUGAGAUUGAGGAAGACGUACUACGUGCGGAAAGGGGUGGAAUGCGAACUGGAACUGCACGUCAAUUCCAUGCUGGCGGAAGACGUGGUCAUUCCUAACAUGAGAAACAGGAAGAAGGAAGACACCGUCGAUGGAAUUACGUUCCAUUUCCACCAGUUCAACAGGGGACAGGCGAACAAUGCUUCGGAGACUAUGGAAUUCUCCGAAAUAUAUUACUAUUUUUAAUUCUUCGGUUUUUAAAAGAUGUGACAGGGUCAUUCAAAACGGAUUAUAGAAAUAGAAUUUAUCACACUGAAUGUAGAAGGAACUUUGUAUACAUCCCAGAUAGCAAAAUAAGCUUUCAAUGUAAAAAUGUUUUUGUGCGGUUUACGUGUAAACCUUAAAACGAGAUGUGUACGCACAUUACCCUCAUCCAAAAUCUUGGAAAAAACAACAAUGAUCUAUACAAAAACCUGAAGGUGAAAAAAUCCUUUCAUCAAAGCUAAUCGCAAGGAGAAAAAAAUCCUAUCGUGACCUCAGCUUAAACGUCAUGACCUACUUUUUUUAAAAAAAGGCGUUCUUUUUAGGAUGCACUAUUUUUGCUUCAUUUGGAAGUCUAUGGUCACAAGGCGGUAUUUUAUUAUGAAUCAUUUAUGCAGUCACUGAAAUGCGUUCUUCAAUUGUUUUGAUUGAGCCGUGAUGGCUCUGCAAUGAAGUGAACCGGGUUCGAAUCCCAGGCGACGGCUUAUCGAUACGCACUGACCACUGCUGACUUUCUCAGCGGUUGCCGUCAAGCUUACCGUGGGACGCGGGUAAGUUCCAUCCUAAACGAAAAUGAAUUUCUCCCCAUACUUGAAGGUCUACUGAAUAGGGUUCAAACUGACAAGGAUCUUCAGUAACCCCAAAAUAUUAGGUCGACUGUUCAACAACGGUUAUAAAAAUAAAAUAAUAUUGUAUUUGAAAUUUCUUGCACUGUGAAUGACUUCGCUAAUGAACUCGCGUAUAGAAGUUCCAUCUACAUUCUAUGUUAUCGAUAAAUAAUUCAUUUUGAAUCACCCUGUAUUGAAGGCAGCAGUUUUUAUGCAUACAAUCGAUGGAAUUUUAUUCCAUUGUGAGACGAUGGAAUUUUCCGGACUAUCUCUUCGGCGAGGUUUUUUAAAAGGUUUGAGAGUUGAUGAAGGAAAGUACACUAUCCGACCAAAAGUAUCCAGUAUCAUCCCAAAUAGCAAAAUAAGGUUUAUUUUAACUCAGCAAAAACCUUUUAAUGUAAACCUGAAAAAGGUUUUUUGCGCUGUUCACGUGUAACCUUAAAACGAGAUCUGUGACUCUAUUCUACGAAACCUCAUCUAAAACCUUCUAUAGAGGUUGUUUUAGGGUCUAAUCUGGGUCAUUAUAAGGUUUUUCCCUCAACGUCUUGCAUGCCUUGUCAUGAAGUUUUAAUGGCAAUUUUGAUCCUAUGGACCUAAGUGACAACUUCUUUUAACAAAGAAAAUGAUUCCUUUUUAGGUUUGAAAAGGUUUUUCGUACGUAAGGAUAGCUGCCAAUAUGGAUAGAGUAGCUUUACGAAAUAAUAUAAAUUUCAUGCUAACUAGCGUAUAAUAUUUUACACAUAAUGAAUGACAUCAAAAUACAAAAACUCAAUGAACGGUAAACCAGUUAUGAUUGCCAUAUUUAAUGCUUUUUCUUACGUUCACUCACCAUUGUCAAUAGACAAGUCAUUUAGUAUGGGUUGUUUAAAGAUAUUUCAUUUAAAAAGAGAAUUCCAAAUAAAAUUAAACUAAAAAUUUUAGAAGAAAAGCUUUAAGCUGAAUACUAUAAAUUGAAGCUUAUUUCCUGACGCAACACUCAUUUUCAAGCAAGCCAUAAACUGUGAAAAAGUUUGCCACAAUAGCGAUAUUUUUAUGGAACUUAAUUAUGGGGACUAUUCUAAAAUGUAUAAGAAAACGGGAGAAAUUUAAUUAAACAAGGUGAGAGUGGCAAAAUCCUUGGCAGUGGAUUUAGAGAGUCCUGAGGCAACAUAUUAAUAGGAUCGAUGAGACAACCUUCUGGGAAGACCACCAGUUUUUCGACUAUAACAGUGCUUUGCAGUGCGUCCCCGAUUCCUCCCAAAAGGUGUUUUUAUGGGAAGGCAGUUUUUCACCAAACGCCUCGAUGAUGUUUUUUUCUACACCAGGGACAAUACAUCCAGAGUAUUUUUAAAGCCAUUUGACUCACGACGUUGAGAUUCUUGCAAACGUUGGUAUUUCAUUACUUGUGUUCACAAUUUCUAAAGGGUGCUAACACUAACGUAAGAUGGUGCACAGCUUGCAACAAGAGCAAACAGUAAUAAACAAGAUGCCAAAUCAGGACUGCCGAGUUAUUCACGCCACCAUGUUACCUUUUUUAACACUCUAUCUAUAAAUAACUAAAACAAAUUGUCACUUCAAACUCACCAGAAUUACUUAAUAACAUUAAUAUCUCAUGAAAUACGGCAGAUUUUAGCUCAGAAAUUUUCUAAUUUACUUCUUUUAUUGAAAACAAAAUGAUCCGUUUGAAAAUAUAGCCUCGCAGAAUAAGCUGUAGUAAGCAGUUGCAAACUUUCUAACCGGAACUAGAGCAGGUAUGGAGCUUGUUAUAUUGAAAGCACCAUCCUCCCAACUAACAGAGAAGCAUAUCAUUAUAUUUCCACCACCAUAAAUAACAAGCUGGGAUACUUUUGGUCAGACAGUGCAUUGAAUGAAUAGUUGGUUUGUGGCUACAAGAACAAAAAGCAAAGUAACAAAUAUUUUACAUUUUUUUUAAACAUCUUAAAUCGUGUAAUUUUCAAAUAUGUAAAUAUGUGCAGCAUUCAUAGUAUCAUUUUUUGUACAACUCGUGAUUGUGUAAACAAUAUUUUCUUCUUAAAUGUAUUGGAAUUAUAGGAUGCUAUUAAAUUUUAUUACAAUCUCUUAUUUGUACAAAAAAUAAACGCCAUCCCGUAAUGAUAACUAACUUUAGAGAGCAGAUAUCUGUGCAUUUUAAUAGUUGUUUCUGAGCCAAGAGUUUCUUUUGUUAGACAACGCAUAAUAAAAUAUAUGUAUGGAAUGACCGAUA
Molecule: messenger RNA, 3913 nt
Organism: Parasteatoda tepidariorum (common house spider)
Lineage: Eukaryota; Metazoa; Arthropoda; Arachnida; Araneae; Theridiidae
Source: RefSeq, a predicted model, not a curated record